AUGUUGACAACACCUCCAAGCCCGACGGGUAUAUGGUCCACCAUCAUCAUCUUGGUAGUUCUUGAUAUCAUCGCCGUUGUUUUACGAUUCUCGGCGCGAAGGCGACUCAAGCAGAAACUUCAGAUAGACGACUGGCUCUGUGCCGUUAGCCUCGUCCUCGUUUUCGGUUGCGCUUCGAUAUGGUUCUAUGGUCUUUCCACGAAGUCUCUCGGCUAUCCUACGCCUGUCGAUCCGAGUGAACUCCAAGAGCGCUCUUCCCUGACUGCGAGCAAUUGGACCAUCGAAACAGCUCGAAAGUUGGAGUACUCCACUCUCUGCAUCGUCACACCACUGCUCGGAACGAUCAAACUAAGCGUCUUGUUUUUCUACCGAAGACUCUUCGUUAUCGACAACCACUACAAGAACGCGCGCAAUCUCAUCCUGAUCUUCAUGAUUACGGUUAUUGCUCUAUGGGCCACCGCAUCGGGCUUGUUGUUUAUGUUCACAUGUGGUACUCACUGGAGAGCAAUAUACGCCAGUGUCGGCGAUGAGUCUACCGAAGGAAUGUGUCUUAAUGGUCUGGAUAUUGGUUACUCGUUUGCGAUAUCGGAUUUCAUGACUGACGCGAUUAUCAUCUUGAUUCCCAUCCCUUCUGUUUGGAAGCUGCAUCUGUCUUGGGGACGGAAGUUGGCGGUCACUGGAGUCUUCCUCCUCGGUAUCCUGGCCACAUGGGCUUCGCUGGUCCGACUCAUCGUUAUGGUUUGGAUAAGGCAAAUCGGAUACGACCCCUCUUUCGACGAAGAAUUACUCCUCUCGAACGAGGUAUAUUACCUCAACCUCGAAGCCAUGGUCGCACUCCUAGCAUCGUGCCUCCCGACUCUUCGAUCUCUCUUCACCACAGCGUCGGUCGACAGCGUCAUCCGUGGUGUGCGAAGCAUGUUCUCUCUCCGAUCCGGUUCGGGCACCGACUCCGAUAGUCAGUUGUCGAAGCAAAAGACGCCUCCCUACGAUGGCGCAGGGUAUUCGGCGAAAGGCGGCAUUGUUAUCCGUGGAGAGUCGGCUGACUCUAGGAGGUCUUGGGUGUAGAAAAUGAGAAGUUGGUUUUGCAUGUUUGUAACGGUCGGAAGGCGAUUUGAUGAAGCGUUCAGUGCGGAAAUCUUGGUUUAUCUCCUUCCGUGCUCCUGUGUAGAUCUCUCGGGUACAGGUUCCUUGAAACCCCCUGCAUUUCCCUUCUGUUGG
Molecule: messenger RNA, 1218 nt
Organism: Trematosphaeria pertusa
Lineage: Eukaryota; Fungi; Ascomycota; Dothideomycetes; Pleosporales; Trematosphaeriaceae
Exons: 6
Coding region: 1-1065 (354 amino acids)
Source: RefSeq, a predicted model, not a curated record